AUGGCUGCACGGCAUCCAAUUCCCAUCACGUUAAAUUCGUGUCCCAGUGCUGCAAGUUGCAUUUGGUGUAUUUAUUUGAUUAUAUCCAUAGUGUUUAUUAAAGAUUAUGAAUGCAAAGUGACAUUGGCUAAGCGAAAGAAGCAUCAUGAAGAGUACGACAAUCGGGCAUGGCGCCCCGCUCUACCCUUCAUAGGGGCUUCGUACUCUUACAAUCUGAUGGGGCAGGGUGGGGGCCACAGAGACUGGGAUAGCACUCAGUUUCAGGAUAAAGCGUUAGAUAAUGUUUUCAAGAUGGGGCGGAAGCGUGAAGAGUUGGGCACGCUGUGGAGUGGAGAUACUGUAUUACAAGAAGAAUGGCAUCCCCAUUGGCAGUUGCAAGUCUCGCUUAUCGCCCUUGUUUGUGGUUUAGCACUCUUUCUUGUGGUUCUGAUCUGGUUGAAGAAUCAAAUGUCCUCAUCAUCUUCGACAGGAAGUGAUAAAGUAGAGAUUGGAGACGAAAGUUUGUCACAUUCCGAGGGUCAGUGGAUCUAUCAUCCAGUGAUCAAACCAGUGACUACGGAGCAGUGUGAGAUUCUGCCCAUCAUUCCUCAUCCGCCGCAUGCUACCCGUGCCAUUUUGCCUGAAGUAAUGACUGCUCAUAAUUUAACCGAGGAGAAAAAAGAGCCGAUUAGGAUCAAGGCGAAGGGGCUUCUAGAACGGAGGGGCUCUAGUGCCAGCUUGACUAUUGACCUUCUACACCCGAGUCAAGAGAACCUGAGUGUUACUCCCACCCGAGAGUGCACUGCUGAAGAGUAUUUGCUGUCAGUUGGCAACGUACUGAGUCGAGGACAGCUGAGGAACUGUUUGAAAGACGCAAGAGCUCUGCACAAGGAGUUCUGGGAUCUUCCAUUGAACCAUCCGGAGAAGAUAGAGAUAACCGGCAGUAGUGCCAAAAAUAGGUAUCGGACAAUCAUACCCAAUGAGAACACAAGAGUUCAUCUACCAUUGGAACCACCCAGUGAUCCUCUCUCUGGGUACAUCAACGCCAAUUACAUUAGGGGUUACGAUGGGGAGGAGAAGGCAUUCAUAGCCACUCAAGGUCCGUUGACCAACACGGUGGUUGACUUCUGGCGGAUGGUGUGGAGCGAACACUCUCCCGUCAUUGUGAUGAUCACCAAGUUGAUGGAGAAGUCACGCUCCAAGUGCGAGCUGUACUUCCCCAUCGACCCCGGCGCAACGGAGACCUAUGGCGACAUAUCUGUCACCGUGUCCUCCAUCAUUGUCAAGGAUGGAUAUGUCAUCCGUCAUUUUAUUAUGCAGAAAGAAGACGAAACCCAACGAGUAACACAUUUCUGGUUUGACUCGUGGCCUGACCACAAAACUCCUGCCAAUGCUCACUCUCUGCUCUGCCUGGCUAAGGAUGUUGAGUCGUACAGGUUCAGAGACACUCAGAGAGGAAGUACCUCUUCCUGGCCACACUCGCCUAAACCUGUCAAGUCUGAUGGUACAAAGCAUGAAACUGAUUUGCUUUCACCCUGUCCAGAAGCAGCAAGUCCUCAGUCCUUAAAGGAAACCAGUCCUGUUCUCAACUUUGGCCGGCUGGAAUUUAAAGAAGAUGAACCUGAGAAAGAAUUGCGAAGUAGUCCUAAGAGUGGUGAUGAAAAUCUUAUUCUUUUGGCUCAAGAAGAUGUAACUGAGCCUGUCCAGAUAUCAUUGAAGCCUACUGUUGAAGCUCUUAAUCUGGAAAUUUUUAAGGAAGUAGAUGAAGCCGCUUAUAAGAUUGUACCGGUUUUACCUGCAGAUAAAUUGAACAGUCCUACAUUUUAUGACAGGUCGUUGUAUUCUAAUGACGAUGUUUUUCAAGUAGGGUCUCUUCCACAAAAGAGUCCCAUUCAGUCCCGGGUUCAGUUAGAAAACAUACGUUCGAGAUCGGUGGAAGCACCUUCGAGUGGAUCCUUGAAGUCGGAUUCGAGUCAAGAAAAAAAAUCCGCCCCUGGGGAGAUUUUCGAUUUUGAAAAACUGACAAUCUGGCAAGACACUAAUACGAUAUCUACAGAUGAACUGACUUCCUCCGAAGAGAGAAAAAAGUCUUCGGAUAUCAGUGAAAAUUUACCUGAAAGCUUUGAGAAAAAAUUCAAAGGAAUCGGUUGUACGUCAAGUCCCAAUUGGGCUUCGGAAGCGAGUCCUAAUCUUACUCAGAGUUUUGACAAAAGCACAUCUAAGCUGUCUGUUGACAGUCUUAGCUGGGGAGGGUUAGAUAUAAUGAGCCCUAACUUUUCAGAAAAAAGUCCAAACAGGACUCAGUCUUCAAUAGAGAGCCCAGUGACUCACAGCUCUAGUGAUAGCAAACGCUGGCCUAGGAGCUCAGACAGCAGCAAGCAGUGGACACGCAGCUCGCAAGGCAGCUCCGGCUGGGCGCAGAGCUCGGAGGAUAGUCCUCGGUGGUUUGAGAAAGACGAAGAGUCGCACAUACGAACACCAAGAGAUUGGUUUGACAAGAGUCCGCUGUUGAGCAGGCGGUCGCGUGAAGGCUCGGUGAGUUUCCUGUGGAACGAGGUGCCUGCUGCGAGGGGCCCGGCCGCUGGUCCUGUCAUAGUCCACUGCAGUGCUGGCAUCGGACGGACAGGCUGCUUCAUAGCUAUCUGUGUGGGUGUCAACCAGCUGCUGGGUGAAAACAAUGUUGAUAUACUGGGAAUCGUCUGCCGGAUGAGAUAUGACCGUGGUGGCAUGGUGCAGACAGCAGAGCAGUAUGAGUUUAUACACAGAGCUCUGGCAUUGUUUGAGCGAUCUCUGCCAGACCAGUCAGGUGAGUGAACCUACUCUGCUGCGGUAUGAGAGUAGAACCCCCGGGCCGCAGCAGCGCCCUCCGCACCACCGCAUUACGUCAUGUGGAUACUUCAUUUAUCAAAUGCUAUUACGUUUCACAAAGGCUAUUUGACUUUUUAAAGUUAAAUUCUCCUUUGUUAGCGUAGCGCAAUAGUAGCGAGUCUUACAGGGUGUGACUCGAUGGAAUCGUUGGGAUGUUUCCGUUACCUCUGACUGUCUAGUUACCUUGGUUCUUGCCUCACGUGACGUAAAUGUCUGCGUACAUACGGACACGUAUGUAUUUUGUAACUGAUUGAAAACUGAUGACGCUUAUAAUAAUAAAACUCGUAGACUGUUAAGUGUGUAAAUAUGAUGUAUUGAUUUUGGCAGUUUGACACAAGUUAAAUAUUAUUUAUCUUAGACGUUGUAUUAUGUAUAUUCUAAAAUAUGUUUUGUAAUUAAUAUUUUUAUAUGUAAAAUUUACAUAGUUAUUGUUUUGUACUGUUUUGUUUCCUUUUGUUUUAGUUCAAUGUGACAUUUAUUUUCUAGUUAAGUUUAUUUGGUUAGCUUGCUUAUUUACCUGGAAGUAUCUUCUAUUAUGGAUGUCAACUGGUUUAUUUUCCAUCCUCU
Macrosteles quadrilineatus (aster leafhopper) is the source of this 3414-nucleotide messenger RNA. RefSeq lists its product as uncharacterized. The transcript is spliced from 10 exons. Gene Ontology annotation, molecular function: protein tyrosine phosphatase activity. Gene Ontology annotation, biological process: protein dephosphorylation. The coding region runs from base 1 to 2793 and encodes 930 amino acids. The record is from RefSeq and is a predicted model, not a curated record. NCBI's taxonomy places the organism in Eukaryota, Metazoa, Arthropoda, Insecta, Hemiptera, Cicadellidae.